AUGUCAAAGGCAGCCAGUGCACGAGAAAAGUUCGCAGAACUCCGAGCUCUCAAGGCGUCCGGCAAGAAGCGUCUGGAUACAUACCAAGUCCAAGAGGAAGAGGACUUGUACGAGGAAGUCGACGAGGAUGGAUACAAAAAGGUCGUACGCGAUCGUCUCAAUCAGGACGACUUUGUGAUUGACGAUAAUGGCGAGGGCUACGCAGAUGAUGGUCGGGAGGAAUGGGACCAGCAGCCAAAUUAUGGUUCGGCCAGCGAGGAAGAAUUACCAGCCAAGGGCAAAUCUGGGAAAGCUGCAAAACGUCAACGCGAAGAAGACAAGGCCAAAAAGGAGAAGAUUGAGAAGGGGAUAAGCAACUACUUUACCAAGGGUCCAGUUGUAGCUCAGUCAAAAGCAAAGCCCGUCAAAACCAAAGCAGAUGACGACUUUCUGGCAGAUCUACUCGGCGAAGUCGACACCAACGUACCUCGACCCACUGCUCAAUCUUCGAGGUCUCGCAGAGUGCAGGACAAGCGGAAGGCUCGAGCUCUGUCCCCAGGAGUCAGCGAGCUCCCCCGACAUACAUUGAAGAAGACCAAGGUAUCUGACAACAGGGCACCAGCGACAACACAUGUUGAGCAAGAUUUUGGCGACGAUGGGUUUAUGGAUACUAUGGACGACGAUAUGGUUAUGGAUAACCCAAUGACAUCAUCUCCGGUUGCCAAGGCAGUUGAAAGGAAGUCGAAUGUUGCCGUGAAAGUAGAGGAUGACGAGGAAGAGGACACGAUGGAUGUUGCGCAAGCUGAUGGAAUCGUAACUGCUCGUGUCAACAUUUCCGGUACACGCCCGCCGACAAAGAUCAAAAAGGCUGAACCAUAUCCAUCCCCGGCGAGCUCGUCACCAACUCGAGCACCCCCUCAGCGGGUCGAUGCGUCGACUUGGAACAACGUGACAGACAGGUUGAAUGUUGUGAAUGGCAGCCAGGGCGAAACGUCCUCCUUCGGAAAGCUCGAUCACACGGAUGCGAUCGAAGAAGAUGGCAGCCUACACAUGUUUUGGACCGACUACACGGAAGUCAACGGCAGUCUGUGUCUGUUUGGAAAAGUUCAGAAUAAGACGGACAGAUCAUUUGUCAGUUGUUUUUUGAAAGUGGACAACAUUCUCAGAAAACUUUUCUUCCUUCCACGUGAAUACCGCCAGAGAGGCGGGCGAGAUACUACUGAUGAGGUAGAAAUGAAAGAUGUGUACGAGGAGGUGGAUGAAUUGAUGGGUAAAAUGAGGGUUGGCAUGCACAAGAUCAAGCCUUGUACACGGAAGUACGCUUUUGAGCUCCCUGACAUUCCCCGAGAAGGAGAAUAUCUCAAGCUUCUUUACCCUUAUUCUAAACCUCAAUUACAACCCGAGCACCAGACUGGAACGACUUUCUCCCACGUCUUUGGAACUAAUACACCACUUUUCGAGCAAUUCGUGCUCUGGAAGAAUAUCAUGGGUCCCUGCUGGCUGAAGAUUGAAGAUGCAGAGUUUGGAGUGUUGAACAAUGCUUCUUACUGCAAGCUGGAAGUUCAAGUUUCGAAGCCAAAUCUCAUCACGGCCUUAAGCGAGAGCGACAACUUGGAGGCGCCUCCCUUGACCCUCAUGAGUGUAGCUUUGAGAACCACUUUGAACGUGAAGGAAAACAAACAGGAAAUCCUCGCAAUCAGCGCUCGAAUCUACCAAAACAUCUCUCUUACGGACACGACGCCCCCGGACAAGCUCCCUUGCCAUACAUUCACAGUCAUGCGCCCUGCUUCGACCAGCUUUCCCCUCGGGUUCGAGAAUGAGGUGAAAAAGAAAGCCAAAGGCAUGGUGAAGCUUGUCAAGCAGGAGCAAGAAAUCCUUAGCUUUUUCCUUGCCCGGCUUCAAGUGGUCGACCCGGACGUUCUCAUCGGUCACCAGCUGGAGGGUGUAGACUUCAGCAUCUUGUUAAGCAGACUCCAAGCGAAGAAGACUCCCCAGUGGUCGCGAAUAGGUAGAAUGAGACGCAGUGCGUGGCCUAGUUCGAUGGGAAAGAUGGGGGGUAACUUUUUCGCUGAACGAGCUCUUAUCGCAGGAAGACUUCUCUGCGAUUUAGCCAACGAUGCUGGAAAAUCGGCAAUGUCGAAAUGUACAUCCUGGACCCUGACCGAAAUGUGCAGCAUCUACCUUCCUGGAGAAAUUCGGCUUGAAAUGGACAACGAGCAGGCACUGAAGACUUGGGCAACAACAAAGGACGGCUUGAUGGAUUAUGUCGGUCACUGUGAAGCCGAUACGUUUUUUAUUGCGGCCUUGGCUCUGAAAGUCCAGCUGCUUCCUCUGACAAAAGUACUCACCAACCUGGCUGGAAACUCCUGGGCCAGAACCUUGACUGGUACUCGUGCUGAACGCAACGAGUAUAUUCUGCUUCACGAGUUCCAUCGUAACAAGUAUAUCUGCCCCGACAAAGCUGUAUUCAAAGGCAAGCAUCAGAUUGAGGAGGAGAACGCCGAUGAGGAGAGCGGGGAUGUAAAGAAGAAGGAUAAGUACAAAGGUGGUCUCGUUUUCGAGCCAGAGAAGGGUCUAUACGAUAAAUUUGUCUUGGUCAUGGAUUUCAACUCCCUGUACCCGAGUAUCAUCCAGGAGUUCAACAUCUGCUUCACCACAGUUGAUAGAUUGAACCUAUCCAACGAUGAGGAGCAAGUUCCAGAGGUUCCGGUGGACCAAGAUCUCGGUGUGUUGCCCAAGCUUAUCGCCACUCUCGUCAGCCGUCGACGAGAAGUCAAGAAGUUGAUGAAGGACAAGACCGCUACUACGGAACAGCUUUCAACUUGGGAUAUCAAGCAAUUAGCUCUAAAGUUGACCGCCAACUCUAUGUACGGUUGUUUGGGAUAUACGAAAUCGAGAUUCUACGCCAGACCCCUAGCAGUGCUCACUACCUACAAAGGUCGUGAGAUUCUUCGUAGCACCAAGGAUUUAGCAGAAUCCAAUUCUCUCCAGGUCAUCUACGGAGAUACAGAUUCAGUCAUGAUCAAUGCGAAUGUCGACAAUGUAAAGGAUGCUCUUAGGGUUGGAGAAGAGUUCAAGAAAGCCGUGAACGAGCGGUAUCGACUCCUUGAAAUUGAUAUCGACAACGUUUUCCGGCGAAUCCUGCUUCAAGCCAAGAAGAAGUAUGCUGCAAUCAACUUAGUCCAGGUUGAUGGCAAAUAUGUCGACAAGAUGGAGGUCAAAGGUCUCGACAUGAAGCGCCGAGAGUACUGCAACUUAUCGAAAGAGGUCUCCGCCAAAUUGCUCGACGAGAUUCUGUCAGGUGAUGAUAUGGAACUUGUGGUGACUCGCAUACACGACUACCUUCGCGAGAUAUCUACCAAGAUGCGGGAGGGUGCUGUUCCAACUCACAAGUAUACGAUCUAUACCAAGCUCGGCAAGGCGCCGCAGGAUUACCCUCAAGCAGAUUCGAUGCCCCAAGUCCAGGUCGCUUUGCGUGAGCUGUCAAGGGGCAAGACCGUCCGCAAAGACGAUGUUAUUGCCUACAUCGUCACUGGUGAUGGCAAGAACAGUUCUGAAGGGCCUGCGAAACGCUCUUACACGCCUCAAGAUGUUUCCAAGGCUGAAUCAGGUCUCACUCCGGAUGUCGAGUGGUACCUCUACAAGCAGAUCUUUCCACCCGUGGAACGUCUUUGUGCGAACAUCGCCGGAACUGAUACUGUUCGUAUCGCUGACUGUCUUGGUCUCGAUGUUCGUAAGUAUAGCAUCAACAAUAACAACGCAAAUGCUGGUGGUGAGGCUGAGAUAUCUCCUCUCGAAAGUCAAAUCGAUGACGAGGUGCGCUUCAAGGAUGCAUUCAGACUCCGUCUUCAAUGCAGGGCCUGCAAAGGGAAGUUCGGAUUCGAGGGUCUCGUAGGAAGCCUGGAUUCUUGCUCUGCAGCAGGUAUCACUUGCCGCUGUGGACACACCUUGUCAAAUAUCUCCAUUAUAGCCCAGCUUGAGCAUCAAAUACGACAGCAGACGAGCAGAUACUACGAAGGCUGGUUGGUCUGUGACGAUCAAGCUUGCGGCAAUCGGACAAGACAGAUGAGUGUGUAUGGUCAUAGAUGCUUAGGCCCCAAAGGUCUCGGGCACGGAUGUCUAGGCAAGAUGCACUACGAAUAUACGGAGAAGAUGAUUUACAACCAGCUGCUGUACUUCUCCAGCUUGUUCGAUGUGGAGAAGGCGAAGACUGCGGCAAAGGGUACCGAGAGAGAACUUGUGAUGGCACUCGUGGAGCAUAAUAGAGUAAGAUUUGGGACAUUGAAGGCUGUCGUGGAGAAAUACUUGGAUAAGUGUGGAAGACAGUGGGUUGCUAUGGAUAGCUUAUUUGGGAAACUUGGUUUCACGGUUUGA
Molecule: messenger RNA, 4353 nt
Organism: Drepanopeziza brunnea f. sp. 'multigermtubi' MB_m1
Lineage: Eukaryota; Fungi; Ascomycota; Leotiomycetes; Helotiales; Drepanopezizaceae
Biological process (GO): leading strand elongation; lagging strand elongation; mitotic DNA replication initiation
Cellular component (GO): alpha DNA polymerase:primase complex
Molecular function (GO): single-stranded DNA binding; DNA-directed DNA polymerase activity; nucleotide binding
Source: RefSeq, a predicted model, not a curated record